AUGAAGGCGUCCGUGGUCCUCUCCCUCAUUGGCUAUCUGGUGGUCCCCGGCAGCGCUGAUGUCUUGGGACGCUGCGUGGUGGCCAAGAUGCUCCAUGACGGAGGCCUGAGCAAUUUUGAGGGCUACAGCCUUGAAAACUGGGUGUGCCUGGCUUAUUUCGAGAGCAAGUUCAACCCCGAGGCUGUCUACGAGAACAACCCUGGUUCCUACAUGGGCUUCGGCCUCUUUCAGAUUCGCGACCCUGACUGGUGCAACAAGGGGAAGAACCUCUGCCACGUGUCCUGCUCCGCUUUGCUGAAUCCAAAUUUAAAUAAGACCAUCGAAUGUGCCAAGACAAUUGUUAAAGGAAAACAAGGAAUGGGAGCAUGGCCCUCCUGGACCAGGAACUGCCAGUACGCCAACACUCUGGCACGGUGGUUGGACGGAUGCCACCUGUAGCCCCCGGGCGGCCCUUGCAACACUCCUCGUUGCAUCUUCUGAAUGAAGACUCUUUCCUGGGUGCGGCCCUCGCUUGGCCUUGCUGAUGAUCUC
Molecule: messenger RNA, 531 nt
Organism: Miniopterus natalensis
Lineage: Eukaryota; Metazoa; Chordata; Mammalia; Chiroptera; Miniopteridae
Gene: LYZL4
Product: lysozyme like 4
Biological process (GO): fusion of sperm to egg plasma membrane involved in single fertilization
Cellular component (GO): sperm flagellum; acrosomal vesicle
Molecular function (GO): lysozyme activity
Source: RefSeq, a predicted model, not a curated record